AUGACCCAAGACCAGCUUCAAAAUCUCUGGGCAGAUGCUCAGGCAUCUUUCGAAAGCCUUCAAAAGGCCCAGUCGGAAACAGCUCGAAUCGAAGCUUUGGCUAAGGUCACCAAGAUCCAGCGCGCUCUCGAGCAGCCCAAGGAUGCCAUCUUGAAGCUUUCAUACCAACCCAUGGUCUUCAUGGCCCUCAAAGUCGCCCAUGAUAUGGGAGUGUUCCCCGUACUGGAGAAAGCGACAUCCCCUGUCUCAGCUAAGGAGCUGGCAGCAGUGAGGGCAGCCGACCCUCUCCUCCUCCAACGCAUAAUGCGCCUCCUCGUCUCCUUCGAUAUCGUCGAAGAGCCCGAACCCAGUACCUACCUCCCAACAGCCAUCUCAAAGGUCAUGGUCAACCGAGCCACCAUCGGCACAGUCGAGUCUCUAUUCUGCGAAUUCCUCCCCAUUCUCACAAAAACCCCAGAAUAUCUCGCCGCCACAAACUACCAAAACCCCCAAGACCCCCUCCGCGCCCCGCUGCAGUACACGCACGGCGUCGAGACCGACGGCUUCACCUGGCUCUGUGAGCACCCCGACGCCCUCACCCGCUUCAACAACUUCAUGGAAGGCCAGCGUGCAAACCGCGUCCACUGGGGCGACUGGUUCCCGAUCCAGGAGCACAUUCUUGAUGGCGCAGAUAGGAGUAACCCCGAGCGUGCGCUGCUGGUUGAUAUUGGCGGCGGUCGCGGACAUGAUCUCAUGCUCUUUCAGCAGAAGUUCCCUGAUGCGCCGGGGAAGCUGGUGCUUGAGGAUCUGCCGAGUGUCAUUGAUGAGGCGGCGCCUUUGUUGGAUAAGUGUGGGAUCGAGGGUGUCAAGUAUGAUUUCUUUAAGGAACCGAAUCCGGUUAAAGGAGCCCGGGUGUACUACUUCAAAUUCGUCUUCCACGACUGGUCUGAUGAGAAGGCGCGCGUGCUGCUCAAUUACGUCGUUGCUGCUAUGGAGGCUGGAUAUUCUAAGCUGGUGAUUGAGGAGUAUAUCCUGCCUGACAAGAACGCAGAGUAUCUCCAUGGAACAACGGAUAUGGCGGUCUUGGUGUUCUGCUCUGGACUUGAGCGUACGCGCAGCCAGUGGAAGAGUCUGCUUGAGUCUGUAGGACUGCAGCCUACGUUCUGGACUCGAGAGGGAGAGGGACUGGGUGUUAUCGCGUCGGUUUUGCCGGUUUCGAAUGGGGCUAAUGGGGCUAAUAGGACUCAGUAG
Molecule: messenger RNA, 1230 nt
Organism: Aspergillus versicolor CBS 583.65
Lineage: Eukaryota; Fungi; Ascomycota; Eurotiomycetes; Eurotiales; Aspergillaceae
Exons: 5
Coding region: 1-1230 (409 amino acids)
Molecular function (GO): O-methyltransferase activity; protein dimerization activity
Source: RefSeq, a predicted model, not a curated record